This is a messenger RNA of Scomber scombrus (Atlantic mackerel), 1468 nucleotides long. RefSeq names its product H-2 class II histocompatibility antigen, A-U alpha chain-like. Gene Ontology annotation, molecular function: MHC class II protein complex binding. Gene Ontology annotation, cellular component: MHC class II protein complex; membrane. The record is from RefSeq and is a predicted model, not a curated record. NCBI's taxonomy places the organism in Eukaryota, Metazoa, Chordata, Actinopteri, Scombriformes, Scombridae. Gene Ontology annotation, biological process: antigen processing and presentation of exogenous peptide antigen via MHC class II; immunoglobulin production involved in immunoglobulin-mediated immune response; immune response.
AUCCUCCUUCCAGUCACAUCAUCUACAAAAGAGACAAGGUGGAGCUCGGAGUCCAGAACACGCUGAUCUGUCAUGUGACCGGUUUCUAUCCUGCUCCUGUUAAAGUCUACUGGACCAAGAACGCAAAGAACGUGACCGAAGGAACCAGCAUCAAUGUUCCUUACCCCAACAAAGAUGGUUCCUUCAGACAGUCCUCCAGACUGGAGUUCAUCCCACAGCUGGGAGACAUGUACAGCUGUUCAGUGGCACACCCAACACUGAGCCAACCACUGACCAGGAUCUGGGAUGUGGAGGUGCAGCAGCCAGGUGUUGGACCUGCAGUGUUUUGUGGACUGGGUCUGACUAUCGGUCUGCUCGGUGUGGCAGCUGGAACCUUCUUCCUCAUCAAAGGAAACGAGUGCAGCUGAUUGGCUGAUGAUGUUAAUAAUUAAUGAGUAUAAACUAAUCAGUUAUUGGCAGAAGUUAAACAGCUACUAUCACUGUAUGUGUGUUUUAUAUUUUAAUCAUUAAAUUCAUCCUUUGCUCAGAACACCCCCCCAUCUAACCAACAGAGAAACACUUUAAUAACCUGAUAUUAAUAAUCUGAUAUUAAUAACAUGGACUUUGUCUUUAUAGAUUAGUUUAAUCUUACUAAUAAAUUUCAUUCUGUCCUGCUUGUUGUUGUUACUGAUUUUUCCUGUUCUGUGUUUAAUCAUCAAUAUAUUUACAUUUAUGUAUUUAAUUAUACACACACACACACACACAUACACACACACACACACACACACACACACACACACACACACAUAUAUAUUAUAUAUAUUAUUCUAUAAAGUAAUGUCAAUUAAUUAAAAAUAUAUUAUGUAAAAUAAGUGAUUGCAUAAAUAAGUCAGACUCAAACAAUCGGAUUUUACUCCAUUCUGCUGAAACUCUGUCAGGUUAUAAGAGGAUCAGACGUAAACAGUGUUUUUAAUUCCAGCUAUAAACAUUCACCUUGUUGUCUUUAAAUCAUAACUGAACUCCAGAUGAUGUUCAGUGACUUCAAUAAGCUUUUCAUGGAGUUUCUUUUGUCUUCAUGGUGUAAUUCUAGCAGGAAUACUGAUGAACCAGUGACUUCCACACUCAGGUGUCUUUAUACUAUAAUCAGAAUAUUAGCAAUAAUUAGCUGGACCUCUGUUGAAUUAGGUCAGUCACUUUAAAGGAGGUGAAUAUAUUCAUGCUAUCACUUAUUUUAUAUACAUAUAUAAAGAGUUGUUUUUAUAUUGACCAUGAUUCCAUUUAUAUAUAUAAGGGAAGGGAUAUAUAUAUACACACAGUCACACACACACACACACACACACACACACACACACACACAUAUAUUAUAAUUAAUGUAAAUGGUGAUUUUAGCUGCAGCUUCUUCUCGUCUGUAACAGUCAGAUUUGUGUGGAGGGAAAAUGUUUGUAUCACUUUAUAAUCUGAGAUAAAUAAAUAAAGAUGAUUUAACAGA